AAUGAACUGCGCUCAUGGGCCGCUUCCGGCUCCGCUCCCCGUUCGCCCCUUCCCCAGGUCUCCCCGCGACGGGCGGGGCGCGGGGUCGGGCGUCGGCCUCGGUGACGCGCCGUGGGCGGGGAGCCAAUGGGAGGCGGAAUGGGCGCUGAUGGACGGGGGCAGCAACCAGUGGCGAGGCGCUGGCUACACUUCCCGUCGGGGAGAGAGUGUAAUAUGGCGAAGACCUACGAUUACCUGUUCAAGCUGCUGCUGAUCGGGGACUCGGGGGUGGGGAAGACCUGUGUCCUGUUCCGCUUCUCCGAGGACGCCUUCAACUCCACUUUCAUCUCCACCAUAGGAAUUGACUUUAAAAUUAGGACUAUAGAGCUUGAUGGCAAGAGAAUUAAACUACAGAUAUGGGACACAGCUGGCCAGGAACGGUUUCGGACGAUCACAACAGCCUACUACAGGGGCGCGAUGGGCAUCAUGCUGGUCUACGACAUCACCAAUGAGAAGUCCUUUGACAACAUCCGGAACUGGAUUCGGAACAUUGAGGAGCAUGCUUCUGCAGACGUCGAAAAGAUGAUACUUGGGAACAAGUGUGACGUGAACGACAAGAGACAAGUGUCCAAGGAACGGGGAGAGAAGCUGGCUCUGGACUAUGGAAUUAAGUUCAUGGAGACCAGCGCGAAAGCCAACAUCAACGUGGAGAACGCAUUUUUCACUCUUGCCAGAGACAUCAAAGCAAAAAUGGACAAAAAAUUGGAAGGCAAUAGCCCCCAAGGGAGCAACCAGGGAGUCAAAAUCACACCAGACCAGCAGAAGAAGACCAGCUUUUUCCGAUGUGUUCUUCUGUGAGGAACACCGCCUUACUCUGAGCCUUGCUCAGCCGAGCUGACUGUGCCUGUCCUGAGUGAGCACCUCACUCAGCCGGGGCCCUCCCCCCUCCAACGUUCCCGCUGUGGCCACUGGGCCCAUGGCCUCUGGGCCCACGGCCGCUGGGCCUGCGGCCACCAGAACACAAUUGAGAAAUCGUUUAUUUUAGUAACUGUCUGAUCUUUUUCAAGUUUGGAGAUGGAAUAAGUUAAGAAUUUGGUAUUUUUCCUGUGACAUCCGCCGAACUGGCCCACACAUCGUGAACCUAAAGAGAAAGAUGAGACGACGUGACCAACAUGACCGUCAGUAGCGACUAAUGUGGAGGGCCUCCACCUCUGGGGUGUGGCACAACUAAGACCCCACCAGAAAGCCCAUCUACGUCCCCCACCGCAGAAGCGAGGUCCUCAAAGGCCAGUGAUGAUUCCAGGAGUGGCUAGCUCCGUACCCUCAGUGAGGUGACCCACACCAGACCUGGGAAGCAUCCGCUGACAUAGCUGACGCCUGCUUUCACCUUUCCUCUCAGUUUUGGACAAGUGACAAAAAACAUUGUUUCUUCCCCACCCGCCCCCCACUUUUUGACUCUCAAACCAAAGGGAAGCACAAAUUAAGGAAAUCCUGUGUAAAGCGUUCAGCAGUGGAGGGGCCUUUCCUGUUCACAGCCAGGCCUCGUGCGUGGUCAGCAGGCCUCUCAGCAGUCCCAGUCUGAUCACUGGGGGGGCACCGCGUGUCAACGGGUGACCCCGAAAAUGCAACCACACACUGUCCACCUGUGAUUGGGGUGUCAGCCUUGGCCCCCAAACUGUUCCUACCCUUCUUUGUCCUUCCACAGUCUCCAAAUUGGAUGUUCUUUCUAGCUGAGAUUUUUAUUUUUCCAGAUCUGUAGUGCCAUGAAGUGAUUUUGUCUUUGAUUUCCAGCAGCAGACCCAGGUGAUGGGACAUGUGCACACCUGUGGCUGGAUGGGGCCAAGAGCUCAGAGUGUCCCCAACAGUAGACCGACCACAGAGCUGUCUAGGCUGGCUUUUAACUGCUGUCACUGGUUUUGUUCUGACAGCUCUGCCUUCCCAGAGUGCAAUUGGGACCAGAUCACCAGGUCCAAGGGGUGUUCAGGGAGCCUUUUUCUUUUUCUUACCCCUCCCCGCAAAGUGCUAUCAACCCAAGCCAUUGGCGUCAUAAUUUUUUCUUUUUUGAAUUAAAACCAACAUACCAGCCAUA
Pteropus alecto (black flying fox) is the source of this 2068-nucleotide messenger RNA. RefSeq names its product RAB8A, member RAS oncogene family (gene RAB8A). Gene Ontology annotation, biological process: Golgi vesicle fusion to target membrane; cellular response to insulin stimulus; protein localization to plasma membrane. Gene Ontology annotation, cellular component: synaptic vesicle; trans-Golgi network transport vesicle; endosome. Gene Ontology annotation, molecular function: GTPase activity; GTP binding. The record is from RefSeq and is a predicted model, not a curated record. Bases 127 to 837 code for a protein of 236 amino acids. The transcript has 8 exons. NCBI's taxonomy places the organism in Eukaryota, Metazoa, Chordata, Mammalia, Chiroptera, Pteropodidae.